This is a messenger RNA of Melospiza georgiana, 5504 nucleotides long. It is a transcript of the gene CFAP44, whose product is annotated as cilia and flagella associated protein 44. The transcript is spliced from 34 exons. Bases 60 to 5333 code for a protein of 1757 amino acids. The record is from RefSeq and is a predicted model, not a curated record. Gene Ontology annotation, molecular function: protein binding. NCBI's taxonomy places the organism in Eukaryota, Metazoa, Chordata, Aves, Passeriformes, Passerellidae.
GAGGCAGUUAAUUUUAUUGCCUGUUGCAUUUGUGGGAGAGAGAACAUCCACCUUUUCCAAUGGAACAGGAACCAGCACAAGAUGCAGAGGCAGAACCCAGUGGUGCAGAAGCCAAAUUGGACAAACAAGAUAAUACUCAAAUAUCUUCAAAACCAGAAAAAAGUCCUGCGGAGGUAAAAAAGAAAAUAAAUGAAAACUUCUUCUACACGUAUGAAGAUGUAUAUUCAGGACCAUAUGUCACUAAUGACACUGAGAUAUCCACCGACCUUCUUGUUUUUAAACAUUCUUUUGGAUAUGACUGUACCAGACCUGUAAACCUGAUGGUAAUGGAUAGAGAUACUGUAGGUUAUGUAGCAGGCAACCAGGUGAUCCUCCAGAACCUGAGUACUAAGCAUCAGAAACACGUCCGGAGCAGCUGUGGCGGUGGCAUUGGGUUUAUCACAGCACACCCUAGUAAGGAGUACUUUGCAGUAGGAGAAAAAGGAAAGAAGCCAAACAUUGUCAUCUACACAUAUCCUUUGGUGAGGCCCUACAGAAUACUGAAAGGUGGAACAGAGGUAGCUUAUGUUUUUGGUGAUUUCAACCGUACUGGCUCUUUGCUGGCCAGUGUUGGGAGCAGCCCUGACUACAUGUUGACCAUCUGGGACUGGACACAAGAGGAGACUCUGUUGAGGUCAAAAGCUUUUGCCCAGGAUGUUUACAAGGUCAUGUUUUCUGCUGAGAAUGAAGAGCAUCUGACUACAGGUGGAUUAGGACACAUCAAGUUCUGGAAGAUGGCUCUCACAUUAACUGGUCUCAAGUUGCAAGGAGCUUUGGGCAGGUUUGGGAAAACAGCAGUGUCUGACAUUAUAGGUUUUGUGGAGCUGCCUGAUGGGAAGGUUGUCUCAGGAACUGAGUGGGGCAAUUUGCUGCUUUGGGAAGGUGGCCUCAUUAAAGUAGAGCUCUGUCAAGUUGGACGCAAGCCUUGUCAUGAGGGCCCUAUCAGCCAGUUAAUUUUUGAUGAAGGAGACCUUUACUCUGUUGGAAAAGAUGGUGUCAUUCGGAUGUGGAACUUUGAGAUAGUAGAUACUGCUGAUCCUGUGGAUGACACAGGGUUAGUGGAGAUGGAGCCUAUGAAUGAACUUUGGCUUGGCAAGAACGUCAGCCUGAAUUUCAUUACAAAAAUUCAUGACCAGGGACAGUCCUUCUGGUUGGCUCAGGAUACAAGUGGAUCAAUAUGGAAGCUGGAUUUGACUUUUUCAAAUAUGAGCCAUGACCCAGAGCGUGUGUGUACCUUCCACUCUGGGGGGAUUGAGGCCAUCGGUGUCUCUCCCUUUACAUGCCUGAUGGCCACCACAGCUCUUGACCGGACAGUGCGCAUCUAUGAUUUCAGCAGCAACAGCCAACUGAGCUUAAUCAAGUUUAAACAGGGAGGAACAGCGCUGGCAUGGGCACCGGCUAUUGUAAGUCCUGAGGGAGGUCUAAUUGCUGUGGGGUUUGAAGAUGGUGUUGUCCGCAUGAUUGAAGUUUAUGAUCCCACACUGCUGCCCGGUCAUGAAGGACAGGCCAAUGAGAUUGCAGAGAUAAAUCUGAAACAAGUUUUCAAACCUCAUGCUGCUGCAGUCACAGCCCUGGCAUAUGAACCAAAGGGAUAUGUGUUUGCCACAGGGAGUAAAGACAAAACAGUUUUCUUUUUUGCUGUUAAGAAUGAAUACAGGCCUAUUGGAUUCAUCUGUGUCCCUGGGCCUGUACAGGCAUUACAGUGGUCUCCACCUUCUCAUGACAAGAGCACGCUGCUCAUCCUUUGUGAGAAUGGCUUUGCUGUCCAGGUUCCUGCCCCUCACCAUGGGAAGCUGUAUACAGCGACCACCUAUCACAUAGUAGACCUGCCAACACAGUACUUCCAUUUUUAUAGUGUUAAAUCCCAAAUCAAGCUGAAAGAUGAGAUUGCUCGGAGAGAGAAAGAAAAGGAAGAGAAGGAGAAGGCAAGGCUUGAAUGGAUAAAGCAGCAAAAGGAGCUGGGAAUCGAGGUAGAAGAAACUAAAGAGGAAGAAGCUGAAGAGGAGCCAUUGCCACCUGUCUACAUACCAGAGGAGCCCAGUCCCAUCCUCUGUGGCUUUUAUUCAGCACCUGGAAAAUUUUGGCUUUCCUUGGGUGGAUACGACUCAGGGUUUCUCUAUCAUUGCGAAUUCUCACAUGGUGGCGAAGAAGACCCUGAGAAGAGGAAGGAUGAACCUUUUGAAGUGAUUCCUAUGAAGAACACUGAGAACAAUCCCAUUCACCGAAUCUCCUUCUGUACCCAGCCCCCGCUGAUGUUCUGUGGGAUGCAGGAUGGCUCCCUGCGUGCCUAUCCUCUCAAGGAGGAAGGCAUCUCUGAGGGUGCCCUCAAGGACUACUGGUACCUGAAUGUGCACGACAACGAUAAUGGGCAGAUCCGGGGGAUCUGUUGUAGCCAUGAUGAUGGGUGUCUGAUUACCUGUGGUGGAGAUGGAAACAUUUUUACAUUUGACCUCUUGUCAGAGGAAGAGGUUCCCAAAGAGCUAAAAGUCAUGAUCCCCCCUCCUAGGAGAGGUCUUGAGAAGGAGAAGGCUACUGAAGACAUUAAGGAUCCUGAUGCCUACAAUAUUGAGGAAUACAAGCAGAAAGAGGAGCAUGAACGGAAAAUGAAGGAAGCUGAAGAAAAGAAAAAUAAGAAAAGAGAGGAGUUAAGUGCACUGAGACAAGACUUUGUUUUGCUCCUUCAAAAGAAUCAGGAGUUGCCCAAGCACAUGCAGUUGCACAGAGAGGAGUUUGAGAUGGACCGUAGGAUCUUUGAAGAGCUGGACAGGCAGACACUACAGAGAAUCCAGUUAGUGCAAAAGCAGCUGGCUUGGGAGCACGAGAAACAAUUCAUUGGACUGCAGAAACUACAAAAACAGUUUCAGGACUCUCUGGAAUUUACUCUCACUGUUCAUGCUAUUCAAAGCAAUCAUCAGAUUUCGACCUACAGCCUUCUAACAGUGUCUGAGAAAUACGCCCAAGAUAAGAAACAGGAGGACAGCAAGGGGGCAGUACAUAAAGAGAAGUGGACAGGACUUAAAGAGGCAGAACAAGCAGAAGAGAUCUCCAGAGAGACAAGCCCUGUGCACAGAGGAAGUGUAGCUUUUGAGAAUGAGGCUGAAAGCCUGAAGACACCAGACGUCCAAAAGCCAACCACGCGUUAUAUAGAAAGCAGACGUCAGAAAAUCAGAAGGCUCAUUGAGAAAUAUGAUGCACUGAAAGCCAAGAUCAUGAAGAGGAGGGCAGAAUGGCAUGAAUUAUAUAAGAGCAAACCUAGACGUAGCCAUGAGAAUUCCAAAGAUGCUGAGGACAUCAAAGAAGCACGGGAGACUAUAGGAUGUUACAGGCUGAAGAGUGCCACUAACUACACACUGACUGAAGAUGAGCGUAUAAACACUGAAAAGAAGAUGAUGCAGCUUGCAAUCCUGGAAGACUUGAUCCAUAAGACGAAAGUGAAUAUGAACAAAGAGAUUGUGUCUUUGAGGGAUCUCAAGGUUUCUACUAUUGAUGAAAUCAAAAGUUUAGUGAAGGAAGUCAAAUCCAUACAGGCAAACUUAGAUGUAUCAGAACAUCUUCCUAUUCCCCCGAUCCCUCAGUUACACCCAGAUGAGGUUCCUGAAAAGAUAGUUGAGUGCAGCAGUGACGUCCUCCUAAAGUUCAGAGAGGAGCAGGAGGCCAAGGCAGAGCUGGAGGAGCCGCUGGAAGGAUGUGCCUCGUUCCGUGCAUUUAGGCACGUGUUUCUAAAAACUCCUCCUGUGGAAGAGGGUGAUGCCAUGGUACAGACUGGAGAUGCAUCAGCUGUGGUCACAGGGAAGCAGGAGGCUUAUGAGAUGGAGAAAGUAGAGCCAACAGAAAUGGAACUGGAAAUUUUAAUGAGAGAGAAGAUAAAAAAUCUGUACUUGCAGGAGACCUUGAUUAAAAAGAUCAACACACUGGUGAUCAACUUCGAUGCUGAACUCCGCCUUUUGCGGCACAAGAAACUGAAGAUGGAUGUGCAGAUGAAAAGUGCUGAUCUGCGCUGCAUCACAUGCUGCGAAGAGCUGCUUAUCCUGAAGAAACUUGAGAUACAUGAGGACCUUCUUGAGGAGCAAAUUUGUGCCAUCAUCAAUAAACAGGAGGACAUACAUUCAAAAUUGAAGAGCUGCCUUGCACAAAUGGAGGAUAGAAAGUCUGAGAUUGUAAUGCUUGAGGAACGUGAGAAAGCUCUUUAUGCCAGCUUUGAAGCAUCCCUUGGAGAAAACAAUGAAUUUGCUGAUGUUCUGACAGAUAUUUUAAAGAAGGAAGUUGUGUAUGUGGAAAAAGAAGAAGUAAGAAGAAAAGCAGGUGAACAAAAUGAGAAUGAAGAGGAGGAUGAUGAAAAGCCUGACUUAAAGACUGAUGAGGAAAAUGGUGGAUCUGAAUGCAUAGUCUUUGAUGACUCAGUUUGCCCAGAAGGCUGCAGUGAGGAUCUCUUUCUGAACACCAUCCAGCUCCGGCAGCAGCGCAUAGGCAUUGAGAAAGCUUUACAAGAGGAGAAGAAAGCUGCUGCUGACCUCAAAAAGGAAUAUAAUGCCUUGGCCAUAAAGGCAAAAGAAAUAGAAACCAGUCUGGACAUAAAAAACAGGGAACUGGAGGCCUUUCAGUGGGAAAAGCUGCACAAACUGAAUGAGCUGGAUGUAGUUGUGCCUUUGAGACUCCAUCAGGUGCAGUGCUUGGAUGAUGGGGAGAUGCCCCGUGAUUUCUCCCAGACUUUAGUAUUUACCAAUCAGUCCUUGCAGUACCUGAAAAAGAGAAUUGUGGACCUACGUAAUGAAAAGCUAAUGCAAAGGGAGAUCCAUAAGAAGGCCAAGGAGCAACAUAAGCAGCUUAUCCAGGACAAAAAGGAGAUGGAGAUGGAGAUUCAAGGACUGGAGGAGAGGUGCAAUAAUCUGAUGAUGGAGAAGUUUGGUCGGCUGGUUGAUUUUGAAGAAGUUCAAGUACACUCUGUUAAUAUACCUAGGGAGCAGAUGAAAGUGAGAAUAAUGGAGAAAGAGUACGAGCAUUUUGUGGAGCUCAAAGAAUGGGAGGAAAAAAUUGUGGUCCUGCAGCAUCAGCUAGCGAAGCUGACAAGGGAAAACACCAGCAAGCUGCACCAGCUGAACAGGUUUUGCCAUGAAAAGCAUCAGCUUGAAACUGAGCUGGAAUCACUGACAACUGGUCAGGGUGGAGAAUUUGAGGGCACCCGAAGUGCUGACAUCAAAGAGACAGCCCGGCUGGAGUCACGACUCAUGCACAUGACUUGUGAGGUGGCCCUUCUGAGAGAGGAAGUCAGCCAGGGCAGAGUAGAUGAGAUGUGAAAGAACUUGCUUUCCUUAGCAGAGAAGGUGGGUGCCUCUUUCUACAAGCUUUAGCACAAGACUCUGAGAUUCAAACUCCCUGUUCAGAAAUAGUAACUAACAAUCCAAGUCACCCUUAAAAUUAACUGUGGCAGCAGUCAUGCCUGGAAGUGCAAAAUUAAUUGUUUUGGC